AUGAGCUCAGCACGGUCGUCUAUCUCCAAGGACGAGCAUGCUUUUCAGACAGAGGAGGAGCUUGAGGAGGCCGUAUAUAAGAAGACGGGAAUCUUCAAGCAUAUCAAGAUCGCAAGGUGCGAAUGGCGCCGGGUGCUGUAUCUAUCUGGUCUCUUCGGAGUGAUAACGAUGGUGCAUAAUAUAAUGGGAAAUAUGAGAGAGAUGGUGGUGAUGGGUAGACAGGACCCGAUGUCGAUUUUCUUCAUCAAGUCGAUCUUUCUGCCGCCGUUUUCGAUUUUUUUUGUGUGGAUGAUCCAGAUAGGCCUUGACCGCUUUUCACCAUCAAAGGUGUUUGAUAUUGUUCUGAUGUGUUUUUCUGGAUGUUAUGUGGUAUUUGGGCUGGGUUUGUGGCCACUAAAGCACCUGAUACAAAAGGACGCAUAUUGGGCAAGAGACAUGUUUGGAGACGGGAAGAUGGAGUCGAUAAGGUCACACUUUUUGUUCCCGAUUUUUCUUGCGCUCAACGAAUGGACGUCAUCACUGUUUUUUAUGUGCUCUGAGAUGUGGGGCGCUCUAGUUGCGUCGUAUCUGUUCUUUAUGUUUUCUAAUGAGGUGUCGACAGGCAAGCAGACACAGAGAUACAUAUCUGUGUACAAUAUAUCGAAUGCAUUAUCUAUCUUUACCUCGGCCAUAUUUACACUUGUGUUCAACAAGUGGAGAGACGGCGUGACUUUUGAAAUGAAGGAGACUGGAUUCAAGAUCCUUGUGCUGGUUUCUGCGGUUAUUAUUCUCGGGAUACUGAUGAUGAAGAAGUACAUGGAAAAAGUGAUUCUACCUGUGCCUGUGUUUGCAGCAAUGGAGAUCAAGAGUGCAGAUAUGAUGCACAAGAGGACAUCUAAGAAGGAUGCAGGAAAUGGCAUAUUGAACUCGAAGGUUUUGAUUGCCAUAUCACUGACAGUGCUGUUCUAUGGGAUAACGUCAACGCUAUGUGAUGCAACAUUCAAGAAUGGGCUUGCUGCCAGCUCGAAGUAUGGAAACAAGUCGAGAGAGACACUUUCGAACUUUUAUAAUGGAGUUGAGCAGCUGAUCAUUUCGAUAUCACUGUUGGUCAUAGUGAAUAGCCCGUAUUCGUCACUGAUCAAGAAGGGAAGAUGGAUGUAUGUUGCAGGCAUACCUGUUGCUGCUGCUGCAUUUUCACUUUUUUCAAUCUUUUUGAUUGCUUUCUAUAACGUAGGAGCAACAAAUAGCGGAAAUAUUAUUUUUGGGUCGCUUUUCAAUGGAUGGACACCUCUCCUAGCGUUUGAGAAUAGUCUGGGUGUGCUUUCCAUAGCGAUUUUUAGGUUAGGCAAGUAUAUUGGAUCUGAUGUGUCAAAAGAAGCAAUAUCGAUGCAAUUGGAUCCUCUUUACAGGGCAAAGUACAAGGCGGUAUAUGAUGGGCUGUGUGGAAAGUUUGGGAAGUCGAUGGGAUCGAUUAUAUGCAUGGCAAUGACGGGGAUAUGGGACAUAACGGAUGUCCGGAGGAUGUCGAGUGUUUCGGCACUUAUGAUGAUUGCUAUAAUUGGCCUGUGGGUGGUUCUGAUAAGGUUUUUGAGCAAGAAGUAUCAAGAUGCAACAAGUAGCAAUAAGUAUAUUGUGGUUGAUGAAAUAAAAUAA
Messenger RNA from Ordospora colligata OC4, 1632 nucleotides. Its product is annotated as ATP/ADP translocase. The coding region runs from base 1 to 1632 and encodes 543 amino acids. The record is from RefSeq and is a predicted model, not a curated record. Gene Ontology annotation, cellular component: membrane. The transcript has a single exon. Gene Ontology annotation, biological process: nucleotide transport. Gene Ontology annotation, molecular function: ATP:ADP antiporter activity. Lineage: Eukaryota; Fungi; Microsporidia; Ordosporidae.